AUGUUAUGUGUAACAAUGAUGAGCAGUUUGUCCACAGUGUGUUACCUUCACAAACACAUGAAAAACAUCAGAAAACUGGGCAUUUCCAUCUCUGCAACACGACUUCGAAGUCAGAUGAGAGUCACCAUCACUGGCAUGUUCCAAGGAGUGCUCUUCUUUUUUUAUGGAUUACUUGAGUUAGCCAAAGAAUACUCUAUGAUUGUGGUCAUCUGUGAAUUGAUCACUGGUUUCACUGUGGACUGCAGCAUGGUUGGCUACGUGUGGCUGAAUUUCUACUACUACAUCCAGAUUGUGCCUGCUCAAUCUGCUCUGUUUCACUGGGUAAAAAGAAACAUUAAGUCUACCAUCUAUGUGCUUUUGGUGCUGAGCAGUUUCUCCACAGUGUGCUACCUUCACAAACACAUGAAAAACUUGGGGAAAAUGGGCACUUCCUUCUCUGCAACACGACUUCGGAGUCAGAUGAGAGUUACCAUCACUGGCAUAUUCCAAGGAGUUUUGUUCUUCCUCUUUGCCAGUUAUGCACUAUGUGAAGUUUUUGUUGCUGAGUACUCUGGGAAGUAUAUUGACAAAUAUAUCUGGUUUAGCAUCAGUACUUUCUUCAUAUCUGGGACCACUGUCACUCUUGGGAUCGGCCAGAAUGUGUUCAGACAAAGAAUAAUAGAUAUGUACAAAGCACUCAAGCAUGUGAGCAUCUGUCAAAAAACUGAAUAA
Boleophthalmus pectinirostris (great blue-spotted mudskipper) is the source of this 711-nucleotide messenger RNA. RefSeq lists its product as uncharacterized. The coding region runs from base 1 to 711 and encodes 236 amino acids. NCBI's taxonomy places the organism in Eukaryota, Metazoa, Chordata, Actinopteri, Gobiiformes, Gobiidae. The record is from RefSeq and is a predicted model, not a curated record. The transcript is spliced from 3 exons.